ACUUGUUAGCCUACGAUAAAGAGAACGUUUAUGAAAAUGCUCUCAUACUAUCGAGAAGAAAAAUAAUCAUUGUGGAACGGAAGUAGUGAACGGAUAUAAUUAAAUUUUCUGGCGAAACUUCAAUGGCCGACUGUAAACUUUUCAUGAAUUUAUCCUGUGAGGAACUGGAGAAAAGUGUUUCAGAUCUAAAUCACAAAUUAUUUUCUUCUGAGAUUCCGGAAGAGUCUCAAACCGUCAAAGAUGAUUUGGAGGAAAUCGAUGUCGAGUAUUUAUUUGUUAGGGUGCAAUAUACUAUAAAGAAUCAAAUAGGGAAAUCCAGCAGCAGCGUUUCAUGUAGCCCUGAAGUUAUUGACAAAUAUGUGAAAAACGUAUUCGACUUACCCACAAAAAUAUACGAUAAUCUUCGUAUGGAGGUCUGCCAGGCCGAGCCACCUGUCGUAGUUUUAAAUGUGUCAGUUAUUGAAGCUAAAAAUUUGGAAGCUAAAGAUUUAAAUGGAUUCAGUGAUCCUUAUUGCAUCCUAGGAAUAAUAUUUGGACGUUAUGUGAGUAACAAUGAAAAAUCUACAACUCAUGAUUUAUCUAUAAAUACUACAACUACAACAUUUAGUCCAAAUGAUCUAGAAACUGUACAAACAAUGCGAAAUGUUUCAGGAAAAAAGGGAUUUGAUAAUAAUCGUGUUACAUUUACGCGUUCAUCAUUUCGACGUUUUAGUCAGUCUUUUAAUAAGCGAACAAACCAAAGUGAGAAACUGAAUAUAUCUCAUAAUGAAUCAUUUAAAAUGUCUGGUGCUACAUCGUCUAAAUCUGUAGUUAAUAAAGAAGGACAUGUUCCUGUUGGAAUAAUGAAAUCAACUCAAGUCAAAGAGCAAACACUAAAUCCUGUUUGGAAUGAAAAUUUUCGGUUAGAAUUAGACGAUGUAUCAAGUGAUAAGUUACAUUUGGAUAUAUGGGAUCAUGAUGAAGAGACUAGUGUAUUAGAAGCAGUUCGAAGUUUAAAUGAAAUUCGUGGUGUAAAACAGUUAGGUCGUUAUUUUAAACAAGUUAGUCAAUCUGCACGUAAAAAUCAAACUGGUGAUAUGGAUGAUUUUUUAGGUUGUGUCACAAUCGAUAUCAAAGAUAUACCAUCUACAGGUUUAGAUAGUUGGUUCAAAUUGGAAGGUCGUUCAAAUCGAUCAAAAGUUCAAGGUGAAAUUCAUUUAGCGCUUAGUUUAAGUGCACAAAAUGAUUUAAAUGAAUUUGAACGUGAUAAAACUGUGGCCAUUCAAGAACAUAUUCAAUUAUUUUAUUUAUUUUCACUUUAUCAAUUAAAGCAAGAAAAUAGUACUGGAAUACCAUGGAAUGGAAAUAUAGUUGAGGAAGGUGAAAUUAUUCUUCAUCAACAUGCUAUUCAAAAUGGGCUGACAGAAAUUCAAGUAGCUAUGUGUCAGUGGAUAGCAUUGAUUCGAUUAAAUUAUACUAGAUCAUUGGAUCAAAUCAUUCUUUUACAUACGUUCAAACAACUUAUAUCAUUAUGGUCAGACAAACUACUUACUAGAGAAGAGCUAAAUUAUUUAUCAGAUUCAUUUAAAGUAUUUACAGAACAUUCUUUAAUUAUGAUAUGUAACUAUAAUUUAAUCUUCUAUAAUGCUCAAUCAGAAAAUGUAUUGGAUUUAAAUCAUUUACUUGAGUGUUUAUGUAUGUUGCAUAAUUCACGUCUAUAUCAGUUCAGUUCACCUUUCUCUAAUUCAUUACAAAAAGAAUUUCUUACAUCAUUUAAGAAAUUUGUUCUUGCACGUUAUGAAAAACACAAAACAACUGUUAUGGGAAAAACUGAUAAGUCGGAGUUUAUACAUUUUGAAUUAUCUCAAUUAAUAUUAUUGAUUAAAUUAUUGAUUAUCGAUUUGGAAAAAUGUUGUGAAGUUUAUUCACCAAUUAUUAAAAAAUAUCUGGAUUUGGAUCCUUUUAUAAAUAUGUACAAAUUUUAUGCGAAUUCUCUACAUCAUGAUUGCAUACAAAUCAAUAUUCUACAAAAUUUAGUACUACCAAUAAUAAAUCAAGAAUUGGAAACUAAAUCUUCGUUGUCAACUGGGAAACAAUGUUUAACAAAAUCAAUAGAAUUGAAAUCAUUAUUUGUUCUUUAUUUAUUACUUAAAAAGUUUGAAAAUAUGUUCGAUAUCAAAAUAAAAUCUAAUGAACCAAAGAAAUUAACUGAUUUCGAUUGGUAUACAUGGUUUCGACCAGUUAUUUCAUAUUGGAUACAACAAUGUAAUUUUCAAUUGUUAUCUAAUAUGGAUAGGGAUAUACAAAAUGAUCAGCUCAUAUCAACUAAUGAACAAUUAAUAAAUUUCAUACCAAAUAAAAUUAAAAUAGAAAAAUAUUUUGGUUUAUAUUCAAUAUCAAGUUUACAAAUAAUAAAUAAUUUAACUCGUUUAAUAAAUACAUGGAUAUUGAUUGAUUGGCCAGAUGAACAAACGAAAUAUAAUUAUAUUAUUGAAAUUGUUCAAAUUGCUUGUGAAGUUACUUUAUCAUAUGCAAAACAGUUACAUGAAAAAUUACGUCUACAAGGAUAUUGUGAUGAAGAAGGGCAAUUUGAUAUAUCAAACUCACUGUCUAUUGGAUUGAACAAUUUGGAAUUAAUUUCAAAAUUUAUUCAAUGGAUUCUACUAUUUUUAAAUAUACAAACUCCUUGGUCGUCUAAUAAUAAACAUGUUCUUUCCAGUAUUUCUAAUACUAACGACACCAGUAGUAAUCUUUGUGGUACUACCACUGGUAAAAGUAACAAUACUAAAAGUAAUGAUAAUAAUAAUAGCAGGGCUACUGAUAACACAAAUGCAACCGCUAAGUCGAUCGAUGAUGAAGAAAUGAAAAUUCCUUAUCAACAUUUAGAAACUUUAAAGCGUCUUCAACAUAAAGGUUAUGGUGAACUUAUUCGUGUAUUGAAUCGAACAAUCUACCGUAUGAACGCUAAAAUGAGACCAGAAAUCAGAAAAAAUGUCUUUCAUUUAUGUUGGAGUCUACGAUCAACUCCUGUUGAUAAGGCCAUGCAUGAUUUAAUCGUUUAUUUGGACUCAAAUAUGCGGACAUUAAAAACCAAUGUGUCUAGUAAUUUAUUACAUCGUUGUAUACUAUCAAUAUGGCACGAAUGUCUUGAACAGUAUAUGGAACAGACAAUUAAAGAAGGUGAAAUUAAUUCAACUAAUGUUGGUGGUCCUGGUGCAUUUCUACAAAUUAAAUCAAAUUUUAAUGCAGAUAAUAACAGUCCAACAAUUAUUCCAUUAUCUACACAUGAAAUGCAUGAAUUAAUAUCUAAUUUACCUAUGGAAAUAGAUAAAAAUCAAAUUUUUCGAGCUAAAUCUACAUUGGAAAGAUUAAAAAAGUCUUUAGGUAUACUACUUGAAUUUUUCUUAAAAAAUGGUGAUGAUCAAAUAAGUAAAGGAAGCUUAGAAACAGAAGAAUAUAAUAAUGUACAAUAUCUGAUCCAAUUAUAUAACAGUAGUACACCAGAAGUGAUUGAACAAUAUUUUAUUGAAAAACUUAAUGAACAAGAAUUAGCCAGUUCUUCUUCAUAUGGUAAAUUGACAGUAAAGAUUGGUUAUCAACGAACAUCAUUAUAUGUAGAUAUACAACGAGCUACAAACCUUGUACCACUUGACUCAAACGGUUUAUCAGACCCAUUCAUAAUUGUCGAAUUACUACCUAAACAUAUAUUUUUGGAAACUCCAAAAUCAUCACGAACAAGAAUUGUCAAGAAUACAGUUGAUCCUGUGUUUGAUGAACAUUUUGAAUUUCCGGUUACUCCAGAAGAAUUACAACACCCAUCAUUCUGUUUAGCUUUUAUUGUCAUGGAUCAUGAUUUGAUAAUGUCGGACGAUUUCGAAGGAUGUGUAUUUAUUCGACCUUCAUUACUUAUGAAAUCAUCAAAUAAACAGGAAAUAAAUUCAGAGAAUUCAAAACUAGUUUUUUCAAACUCUCGAUUUCAGAAUCGAUCUGCUAAUGAGUAUAAACAGUUACAAUUAUGCUUACCGCUGAUCAGACCUAUCAGUAAAAAAUAUGGUGCAUUGGAUAUUUUGGGUCAACGCACCGACUCAUAUGCCCAAGAGAUAUUUAAACGAUGGAAAACCCUAGAAGAUAGUGAAAUAAAUCAAUAAUAUGAAAGUAUGGGUAAAAUAAGACAAUCACUUCAUUAAAUUUCCCUAAUAAAUUCAUUUCAUUUUUUCUUAGAAGGACAAUAAUACAGAGAAUAUUGGUACUUCAACAUUUACUCAUAUAAUCAAGUUUAUUUUCUCUUUAUAAUCCAUCUUCACAGUCAUCAUAUCUCUAUCAUUAUGACUAGUACAUUGUAUGAUCAAGUUUCUUUUUAAAAAAAGAAUUAAAACGAACUGUCGAGGUUUUCAGUAGUCGUAAUGUAUUAUACAUCCACAUGUUUGUGUUUAUCCAUACACAUUAUGAAGUAAUUCACAUUUUAUUAUAAACAUUUUUUUAUAAGUAUAAUAAUGUUCAGUAUGAAAAUCAACUCAUACUUGUUUCUUUUUGUAUAUACACAAAUAAGAAAUAAUUCAAGUAAUAAGAUU
This is a messenger RNA of Schistosoma rodhaini, 4550 nucleotides long. The record is from the annotation of a GenBank genome assembly. NCBI's taxonomy places the organism in Eukaryota, Metazoa, Platyhelminthes, Trematoda, Strigeidida, Schistosomatidae.